Molecule: messenger RNA, 2057 nt
Organism: Python bivittatus (Burmese python)
Lineage: Eukaryota; Metazoa; Chordata; Lepidosauria; Squamata; Pythonidae
Gene: PAFAH2
Product: platelet activating factor acetylhydrolase 2
Molecular function (GO): 1-alkyl-2-acetylglycerophosphocholine esterase activity
Source: RefSeq, a predicted model, not a curated record
GUUUCCUCUCUCGGCUUAAGGAGCCUCGCGGCUUCCUCUUUCGGUCCCUCCGGACUCCUCCCUCGCUCGCUCGGCCCGCAGAAACUCCGCUCCGCCAGCCGCCAAUGGCCGGGACGAGAGCGAGAGGAGGAAGCGGAGCGGAGCCGCCCUUUUCUGGUUCUCCAGCCCCGGAGAUCGUCGGAAAGCCAUCCGUUCAGGCCGCCUCCGACUCCCCUCGCAAGACGAAGCUCCGAGGAUGGGGGUCACCCAGUCCCUGGGCUUGCCGCACGGGAAAGGCGCCUACCCGGUCGGCUGCACCGACGUGAUGGUGGGCCGAGCCUCUCAGGGCCUCUUCUUCCGCCUGUUCUACCCCUGCAUCCCUCAGGAUGAGGCUGAGCAGCCCUCCUGGAUUCCCCGCUACGAAUAUUACUCCGGACUAGCUGACUACAUGAGCUUAAAUAGGAAAUUGUUUGCUCCACUUCUCAGUGUCACAUUUGGAUCGUGUAGGAUCCCCGUGAACUGGGAUGCACCUUUUAGACCCAGGUCCCACAAGUAUCCAUUAAUCAUCUUCUCCCAUGGACUAGGAGCCUUUCGAACCGUAUACUCAGCCAUAUGUGUUGAGAUGGCUUCUCGAGGGUUUUUGGUGAUGGCUCUUGAGCACAGAGACCGAUCAGCAUCUGCUACUUAUUUUUACAAGCUGGAUCCAGAAGCAUCAGAUUUCCCCGAGACUCAGAUGCAUGAAGAAUGGCUCACGUACCGUGGGGUACCAAAAGAUCAGAAGGAGUUUCGCUUCCGGAAACAGCAGCUCCAUCAAAGAGCCAACGAGUGCAUACGGGGACUCAAGCUGAUCCGAAGUAUCAACAGUGGUAAGGCCGUUGUGAACCUCCUGCACACUGAUUUUGACCUCUCUGUGCUGAAGGACAAUGUGGAUCUGACCAAAGUCGUCGUCAUGGGCCACUCUUUUGGAGGAGCAACAGCCGUGCUAGCCCUUGUUAAAGAAGCCCAAUUUAAAUGCGCUAUUGCCCUUGAUGCAUGGAUGUUCCCUUUGGAGAAUUCUGUCUACCCGAAAGUGACCAAGCCUGUACUUUUUAUCAACACAGAGUCAUUCCAGACUGCAGAAAGCGUGGCCAAAAUGAAAAAAAUCACCACCACCAGCAGCGAAACCAAGAUCAUAACAAUCCUGGGUUCUGUCCACCAGAGUCAGACUGAUUUCACCUUCUUUGCGGGGAACCUUGUCAACCGGGUCUUCAGAACAAGAGGUACCAUUGAUCCCUAUGAAGGCCUGAAUAUCACCAACCGGGCUGCUCUCGCUUUCUUACAAAAACAUCUCCAGCUCAAAGAAGAUUUUGACCAGUGGGAUAAUCUUCUGGAAGGCAUUGGUGACUUGGUGGUUCCGGAUAGUCCCCUGACAAAGUCUAGCCUCUAGGCAAGAAAUAUCUCGCCCCCAAAUUGUUUUGGGGAUCUUCUGGGUUUGGGGGUUUUUUCCCUUCCUUUGAAGGGAUGGAAAGCACCCUUGGUGCAAAAUUGUUCUCCAGGUGCUGGACAUUCUGCAGAAUUGCUCUUCAUGAUGAUGGACAUUUUGCUGAGAUCUCCUGCUGUGACGGCUCCUCUUCUUUAGGAAGCUUCUGCUGCCUAGAAACGUUUUGAGUUUCCUUAAAUAUACCUCUCGUUCCGCCAGGACUACCUCAAGGCCUUAAAAAAGGGAAGAAUCUCAUUGUGAGUGAAGAAAUCGAAAUAAGUUGAGGAGGUGGGGGGGGUGCAAUCCUCAGGGAAUUUCCUUGCACUUUAAAGUAAAAUAUAGCAGGAAAACAGCAUAGAUAUUUACUAUAGAUUCUUGAUAGCAUCCUUGUCUAACUUGCAUUCCAGCAACCAGAGAAGGAAGGACUACCAUGGUCUAAAGCUGCUAAUUACAAUUAUGAAGCUGGACUGAGAAGAUUGCUCCUUUCUAACUAUCUUGCAGGGUAGGAAGAAGGAAUAUACAAUCUUGGCAUGAUGUUGUGUCAUGCCUAGCCCAAGAACAACAGGGAAACAGUCCAGCCAAAUUCAUUUGUUUUAUUGCUUACACCAUAUAGGCAGAA